AUGUCCACUACUCACCUCACUCUGACCACAGCAUCUCUUACGCUUCUCUCUCUGGUAGUGCUAGCGCUGAUUCACUCUCGCUUCAAGCGUCGCCUGCCGAAGGACAUUCAAGGUCCUCCAUCGACAUCUUUCUGGAUCGGUGCGAAGAAUCGUCUCAAAUCAUUGAUACAUCGCCGUUUUAACUCCGCUCCUAUAGGCAACGAGAAGGACAUCCGUUACCAGAAUGAGGUUGGCGACCAGGAGUUCCAGUGGCUUCGCCAGUAUGGGACUGCCUGGCGUGCAGCCGGUUGUAUGGGGGAAGAAGUCCUCAUGGUAGCAGAUCCGAAAGGCAUUCAGCACAUUUUGCAGGGCGCGGGUUACAACUACCUCAAGAGCGAGGAGGAUCGACAGCUGUUGCGGAUGGUUUCCGGAGACGGUCUCGCCUGGGUGCACGGACGCCUUGCAGGUGACGCCCAUCGUCGUCAGAGAAAGGUCAUGAACCCGGCGUUCUCUGCGGCGCAGUUGCGAGACUUCCUCCCCUUGUUCCACAAGAGGGCCGCAAAGGCACGACUCGUCCAGCGAAUAGAAGAGGAAAUCACGAACGAAGAUACAAGCGAGCCCGUUCUCAAUGUUGCGGGUUGGCUUACACGCGUGACCAUGGACGUCCUUGGAGAAGGCACACACAUCGUAGCCGGCUUUGGCUACGAAUUUGGCGCCACGGAUGACCGCAAGGGUGAUCUCAUGAAGAAUCUAGAGGGCAUCUUCGUCGAGUCGACGUUGUACCCCUCGAAGCUGGACCUGAUUGUCAAGUCUUUCUUCAACGCGAUCCCGUCGGGUUUACUGUACUACGUCCGCCACUUCCCUUCGCGCGAGUACCGCAGGUCGCGCGAAUGGCUCGACUUCUCGCGGACCAUGGCGCGAGACAUCGUGCGGAAGAGUGAGGCGCGCGUCGACGGGAAGGACGUCAUGAGCGUGCUUAUACGCGCGAACGCCUCCGAAGACCCAAAGUCUCAGCUAUCACAGACGGAAGUGAUUGACCAGAUCGCUACACUCAUCCUAGCGGGCACGGACACGACGUCGAUCACCGCGUCAUGGAUACUGCUAGAGAUUGCAAGGCACCCCGAGGCUCAGAUCAAGAUCCGCGAUGAGAUCCACGCAGCUCGUGUGCGCGUGACCGCGCGUGGGGACACUGAGUUCACCAUCGCAGACCUAGAGGGGCUGACCCUGCUGCAGUGCGCGAUGAAGGAGGGCAUGCGCUUGCACCCGAUUACGUGGCAGCUCACACGGCUUGCGGGGAUGGACGACGUAAUCCCGCUCGCAAACCCGAUCACGACAAAGUCGGGCCAGCUGUCCUCCAUCGCCGUGAGGAAAGGCACCCGAGUCAAAAUUUCCAUUUGCGCGUACCAUCGGCUUCCGAGUGUAUGGGGUCAGGACGCAGAUCAGUGGAACCCCGCACGCUGGCUUAAUCUAGACAACUCGAAGCAAGCUUCUGUGGGUAUGUAUGCCAACCUAUUGAACUUCUCUGCCGGAGUUCGCUCUUGCAUCGGCUGGAGAUUCUCCGUCAUCGAGCAGUCAUCCAUCCUCGCGAGCCUCUUGGAGCAUUUCGAGUUCGCACUGCCUGAUGACGCAAUGACGAAGCCCGCCCUGCGGAAACCAAGCCUCGUCAUGACGCCGACCGUUGAAGGCAAGCAGGGCUCCUGGCUGAGGCUGAAAGUGAAGAGCUUGGCGUGA
Messenger RNA from Heterobasidion irregulare TC 32-1, 1710 nucleotides. It is a transcript of the gene cpm98, whose product is annotated as cytochrome P450 monooxygenase 98. The coding region runs from base 1 to 1710 and encodes 569 amino acids. The transcript has 13 exons. The record is from RefSeq and is a predicted model, not a curated record. Lineage: Eukaryota; Fungi; Basidiomycota; Agaricomycetes; Russulales; Bondarzewiaceae. Gene Ontology annotation, molecular function: heme binding; iron ion binding; oxidoreductase activity, acting on paired donors, with incorporation or reduction of molecular oxygen.